CUGCAGGUUAAACAGGUGAUCCGAAUGAGGCUCGGAGCGAAACUUUGUCAAACUUUUCUCGGCUGUGAGGGUGUGGAGCUGCUGACACCCUGUUUCUGUCCUUUGUUCCGAACAAAACUGCAGCUGAAAUCAGAGCAGAGCAGCUUUAUUCUCUGUAACCGAACUCCUGCUGCUCUGAACCGGUCCGACUCCUCCUGAAGGGGAAGUGAAGGUCUGACCUGCUGAAGUUCUCCAACUCGCUGCUAGCUGCUGUGUGUUUAUUUUGUGUUUCUCUGACUCCACACUGAGAAUGAACAUGUUCAGAAGAGAAAAGGCCCCGACGGCUCCAACUCCAGUGGUUCCGCCUCGACCCAGUAAGGAGGAACUAGACAAUCCCAUCACACACCAGCUGAACAGACAGGAUGCCGAAACAGCUGCAGCCUCACAGGAAAACAAGAGCGAGAUCACGAAUGAGCUGAACCCAAAGAGCAAGAGAUCAGCAGUGAUGGGAGUUAUGCAGAAGGUCAACCCCUUCAAGUCGUCCUCACAGGCCUCCUCUUCAGUCAACAAAGCUCCAUCCUCAGAGUCGCUAGAACAGACGACAGACUCCACACAGAACCCCGGUGUGCUGAGAGGUGUCAUGCAGAAGGUCAACCCAUUCAAGUCUACCUCCCAGGUGUCUAAAGCUCCGUCUUCAGAGUCACUGGAACAAGGACGAGUUCCAGACUCAACUCAGAAUCCCGGUGUGUUCAAAGGAGUGAUGCAGAAAGUGAACCCCUUCAAGUCUUCCUCACAGGUGCCAAAAACUGAUCUUCAAGAUGACUCUGCAAACCCACAAGAAACUGGAAAAGAACCUCAUGACAGACGGAAUCCAGGGAUGUUCACAGGAGUGAUUCAGAAAGUCAACCCGUUCAAAUCCUCACAUCCAAAGGACACCCGGCCUCUACACAAUGAACUCUCAUCCAGCAGUGGAAGUCUGACAGACAAUAAUAUGCCAGAGAAGCAGAACCCUGGGAUGUUCAAAGGGAUGAUGCAGAAAGUAAACCCAUUUAAGUCAUACACACAGAUGACAGAAGAAGAAUGUCAGACAGACUGUGCAGCCAAAGCACAGGAAAACCAAAGUGUCCACAGUGAGAACUCCACCAGCUCUGAAAGCCUGGACGACACCUCAAUAGAAAGACAUUCUGUUUGGUACACAGAUGCCGAUAUCAGCUGUGAGGUAAAAACUCAGCCAGUACAGGCCCCAAAGAGAAGGAAGACUUUCAUAAUAAAGAGGAUUCUUCCCCGUGCACUCUUUGGUUCUGGAACAAAGGACUCUGCUAAUGCAUCUGCUGCCUCUGACGAUCCACCUCAGGAGGUAGUUGAAGUUCAGACGCUUGAAAUGGCCGAAGUACCAGUGCCCAGUGAAGGAACAGCCCUGGACCCUUUAGACGAUGAGGAAGGCCUGCUGGCAUGGUGGAGAACUGUAGAAGGGUGGGAUGAGUGGAACGUGGCGACUCAGGAUGGUGAGGCAGAACAAGUGGUGGAAGAAGCAGCUGAUCGUGUCUUCAUGGCAGCUCGUCUAUUCGUUCGCUUCUUCAACCAGCGUGGCGCUUCGCUCCAGCAACGCAUCCUGGAGCUCCUGGCCUUAGCCGACGCGGCCGACAACUUCCACAAGAAGACGGUCACUGCCAGCGUCGGCGGUGUGGCCAGCAUCGCAGGCUCCGUCACCACCAUCACCGGCCUCAUCCUGGCGCCCUUCACUGCAGGAACGUCGCUCAUCGUCACCGCCGUGGGCAUCGGCAUAGCGACAGCGGGGGGUGUGACGUCCGCUUCGGCCAACAUCACAGACACGGUCCACUCAAAGACGGACCGCAAGAAGGUGGAGAAGAUGAUCCAGGAUUACCAGGAGGAGAUCAGGGACAUCAAGGAGUGCCUGGACUUUUUACAGGAAGGGAUGGAGACUCUUGAUGAGUGGAACUUUGAGCAGUACGCAGACAGCAUCUCUAAAAAGCACCUCAACCAGAAUGUCAAACAUGUCAUGAAGGAAGGCGGCCGCGCUGGCAAGGCUUUGGUGAUCAACACAGAGAGUCUGAUUAGCACCAUUCAGGUCCUCAAUGUAGCUGGCGGUGCUGCCAAAGCUGCCCAGGUGAUGAGCGUCACUACCGGAGUCAUGUCAGGUCUCUUCCUGGCUCUGGAUGUGUUUUUCCUGGCAAAGGACUCCAUGGAGCUGAAAAAAGGAGCAAAGACAGAGUUUGCUGCCAAGAUCCGAGAAGUCUGUAAAGACCUCCAGGACGGACUGCUGGAGCUGAACAGCAUCAAGGAACAGCUGCAAAAGACUAUGGACGGGAUAGAGGUGGAAGUAGAGGAGGAAGAAGAUGAAGAGCUGCUGAAAUCUGAUCUGAAGAAACUCCUUGAGCUUGAAGAAUGAAGGACAGCAUUUGGAAAGCCACAAAACAAAGCUUCACUGUUACAACCCAAACGCCAAGAACAAACCGAAGAUGUUGUUUCAGCAAAAUCACUUUGGUAGUUUUUUAGCAAUCACUACUGUUACUAUGCAAGGCUGUGAAAGAGCAUCGUACUUCGAAGUAAUUGUUUUGUAGUAAUAUAUUUUAAAUAUUUAUUAUGAGUUGUUUUAAUCAAAUGUGCUACACUAUUGUAGCUGUUUGUCAUUCAGUGAACUGUUGUUACUU
This is a messenger RNA of Acanthochromis polyacanthus (spiny chromis), 2651 nucleotides long. RefSeq lists its product as uncharacterized. Gene Ontology annotation, cellular component: extracellular region; membrane. The record is from RefSeq and is a predicted model, not a curated record. NCBI's taxonomy places the organism in Eukaryota, Metazoa, Chordata, Actinopteri, Pomacentridae. Gene Ontology annotation, molecular function: lipid binding. Gene Ontology annotation, biological process: lipid transport; lipoprotein metabolic process.